This is a messenger RNA of Cicer arietinum (chickpea), 1217 nucleotides long. NCBI's taxonomy places the organism in Eukaryota, Viridiplantae, Streptophyta, Magnoliopsida, Fabales, Fabaceae. The record is from RefSeq and is a predicted model, not a curated record.
UGGACUUUAUGGAUUGGACACCUCAGCAGAAUAAUUCCUUAAACUUUAGAUUUUUGUAUAAAAAAAUCUUGAAUUUCAAAGCUAUACAUUUCGUAAACAUAAAAGUUACGAUCACCUCUCAAACAAUGCGUUCCUUAAACAUCGGUAUGCAAAAGUGUAAUUAGAAAUAGUUGCGUCAUGCACGGCUCAAUGUUCAUUAAAAAUUUGUGUAUGUAAUGUAAUAAAGUCACGAGGUUCACAUUGCACACCAACCAAGUAUUUUCCUCUUAUAUAGUAAUAUUAUAAUUUAUUGAAUGAAAUACAACUUAUUUGUAUAAUGGGAAGCUACAUUGCAUUAAGAAUAAUUGGGGCGUUAAUGUUGCUAUCCUCAGCCCCAUUUGUUUUUGCAUAUAUAGAAUGCUCCACAGUCUCUCAACUGUUUUCUUCAUGCUCAAUCUUCAUCACUUAUGGUACCCCAGACCCAAUUCCAGGGUCCCCUUGUUGUGAUGCAAUGUCUGGGUUGAGUAUAAUUUCUAAUUCAGGUGAUAAUAAGCAAUCUGUUUGUAGAUGCAUAAUGGGCCUCAUUCAAACUUACAACCCAAAUGCUACAGCUAUAGGUACCUUGCCAGGUUUAUGUGGUAUCUCUUUGGGCUUCAUACUUGACCCCAAUGUAGACUGUAGUUUAUAUGGAAUUUCUUCUGGGCUUGGCCUUAACUAAGUGUAAGGCCCAUAAUCUACUUUUUAUACUAUUCUAUUUAUGCAUCAUCUAGAAACAAUUGUUGACGAAUUACAAGGUAAAAUAAGAUAGAAUGUCUUCAGUUAUGGAGAAGAGAUUUUAUGAUUCACUAAUGGAUAUAAUAAUACAUUGUUUGUUGUAAUUUGAUUAGUGAAGUGCAUUGAUCUAUAGAAGUGGAUAAAAUGUAAUUUAGUUUCAUUAAAGUUCUUCCAAAUGAGCAUCACACUUAAAUGUAAAUUAAACGGUUAAUUUACAAGCACAUUUACUCAAUUUAACCGUGGUAAUUCAUUAUUUUCUCAGAGUUGUCUUAGAAGUACAAAGUAGUAUUUAUAAUCUAGGGGUUUAAGGACUAAUUAAUCGGAGACUUUUUCAACUUUUAAUCACAUCUCAUGAACAUAAUAAAUUAGUAAAUUAGUCUGACAUACGUGAAGACAAGGAAAAGUCAUAACACAUACAACACAAAACUAUUGAAGAAAAAAAGAAUUAAUUGAAUUCUAUUUUA